Messenger RNA from Triticum aestivum (bread wheat), 2360 nucleotides. RefSeq names its product transmembrane 9 superfamily member 7. Gene Ontology annotation, biological process: protein localization to membrane. Gene Ontology annotation, cellular component: membrane. The record is from RefSeq and is a predicted model, not a curated record. NCBI's taxonomy places the organism in Eukaryota, Viridiplantae, Streptophyta, Magnoliopsida, Poales, Poaceae.
AGCUCGGAGUUCCCCACCACCAGGGCAGGCACCACCACCCCACCCCAUAUUUCUCUUCUCGGCACACUACUCCCCCACUUCUCCCCCGACAUGGCGAUCGCCGGCGGCCCGCGCGGCCGCCUCCUCCUCCUCCCCCUCUUCCUCGUCGCCGCCGCCGUAUGCCUCGUCUCCACCCCCGCCCGCGCCUGAUGAUGAUCUCCAGGUGAAGGUCAACAAGCUGUCAUCUAUAAAGACACAACUUCCAUAUGACUAUUAUUUCCUGGACUACUGCAAACCUGAGGUGAUUAAGAACAGCGCUGAGAACUUAGGGGAAGUCCUUCGUGGGGACCGCAUUGAAAACUCUGUCUAUAAUUUCAAGAUGAGGAGGGACGAGAGUUGCAAAGUUGUUUGUCGAACAAAGCUGUCUGCAGAAGCUGCAAAGAAUUUCAGAGAGAAGAUCGAUGAUGAAUAUCGAGUGAAUAUGAUUUUGGAUAAUCUCCCAGUUGUGGUCCCUAGGCAGACACGGGAAGGGAGCCAACCGAUCUUUGAUCAUGGUUACCGCGUUGGCUAUAAGCUCAAGGAUGACAAGUACUAUAUUAACAAUCACUUGAGCUUUAAAGUCUUGUACCAUGAAGACCUAAACUCCCCAGAGGCUCGUAUUGUUGGCUUCCAUGUGAUUCCUAGCAGCAUUAAACAUGAAUAUGGUGCCUGGGAUGACAAGAAUCCUACAGUACAAACCUGCAACGCUAACACGAAGAUAACUCCUGGUAGUCACACACCUCAAGAGGUGGCCCCUGAUGCAUAUGUUGUAUUCUCUUAUGACGUUACCUUUGAGUCUAGUGAGAUCAUAUGGGCAUCUCGCUGGGAUGUCUACCUUCUUUCCAGUGACAGCCAAAUCCACUGGUUCUCAAUUAUUAACUCCUUGAUGAUUGUCCUUUUCCUUUCUGGCAUGAUAGCCAUGAUUAUGAUGAGGACCCUUUACAAGGACAUAGCAAACUAUAAUCAGCUUGACAAUCAGGAGGAGGCCCAGGAAGAAACUGGAUGGAAGUUAGUGCAUGGUGAUGCCUUCAGGCCUCCUGUUCAUUCAGGCCUUCUUUGCGUUUAUGUUGGAACUGGUGUGCAGUUCUUUGGCAUGACAGUGGUAACAAUGAUGUUUGCGCUACUUGGAUUCUUAUCCCCUGCAAACCGUGGAGGACUCAUGACUGCUAUGGUCCUUCUGUGGGUUUUCAUGGGUGUAUUGGCGGGUUACACGUCGUCUCGCCUCUACAAGAUGUUCAAGGGCACUGAGUGGAAGAAGAUCACCCUCAAAACUGCCUUCAUGUUUCCUGGUAUAAUCUUUGGGGUCUUUUUUGUCCUGAAUGCCCUUAUCUGGGGUGAGAAAUCAUCUGGUGCAGUUCCUUUUGGGACAAUGUUUGCUCUGGUCCUUCUCUGGUUUGGCAUCUCCGUGCCACUGGUCUUUGUUGGAAGUUUCUUGGGAUUCAAGCAGCCAGCCAUUGAGGACCCAGUCAAGACAAACAAGAUUCCCAGGCAAAUUCCCGAGCAAGCAUGGUACCUGCAGCCAGCGUUCUCCAUACUUGCUGGUGGCAUAUUGCCAUUUGGUGCUGUCUUCAUUGAGCUCUUCUUCAUCCUCACAUCUAUCUGGCUGAACCAGUUCUACUACAUCUUUGGCUUCCUCUUCAUAGUCUUCGUCAUUCUCCUGGUAACCUGUGCUGAGAUCACAAUUGUGCUCUGCUACUUCCAGCUAUGCAGCGAGGACUACCACUGGUGGUGGAGAGCCUACCUGACCGCAGGCUCUUCAGCUCUAUAUCUUUUCGCUUAUGCUAUCUUCUACUUCUUCAACAAGCUGGAGAUCACAAAGCUUGUUUCAGGCAUUCUCUACUUUGGUUACAUGCUGAUCAUUUCUUAUGCCUUCUUCGUCCUGACCGGCACCAUUGGCUUCUAUGCUUGCUUCUGGUUUGUGAGGAAGAUCUAUGCUUCUGUGAAGAUCGACUGAUGUAGCAACUUUCGAGAUAAGUUUCCUGUCUGCUCCUAGAGCAUGUCCCGCACAAGGUUUUCUUGCAAUAUCAUACAUGGUGCUGUUCAAGUGACAUAUGAAGGAAACUGGGAUUUGAGAUGGGAUUCCAUGGUUUUGGUAGAAUAUGUAGCCUGGUAGGAGUAAGAAUCACCGGAUGUUCACGGAUGUUGAAGAUUGAAUUUGAUACUCGUUGCAGAUUAGCUUGUCUUGUAAUUCUAAAGAUAUUGAGUGCUCCUGUACUGUUUCGGAUCUCGAUUGACCAUGUCUGUUCCAUUUGUGUUUUAUGUCUUACACGCAGUACGCUGGACAUGGCACUAUUUCUUAGUGCAUAACUUUCUCGUUGGUUGAAUGAUUUCAUUCGAUAUUA